AUGACAUUCGAGGAUUCCAAAGCUCCAUUCUAUCUGAAAUAUGGAGGGUCGUUUCAUAUUACACGCCUUGAGGCAUCUGAUAGUGAGCCGGUAGAGCCUGGCCCCCGGGCGUCCAGACUCCAGACUGGCCUGCCGGGCCAAGGACAACACACCGCCAGUAGGAAGAAUCGCAAGUGGUGGAAGGCUCAGGUCCCUACCUGGCAGCAAGAAGUUCAUCAGGCCGGCGGCUUCAGGGUUUCUGGCCUCAGCUUCAGCCUCAAACGUCCUUCCACCUGCGAAGGGGCUCAAGAUUGCCCAGAGGCGAGCUUCGUCAGCUGCGUACCCCGUGUUUCCCGACCAUGCACCUCCUGGGUCUGCAUUUUCAACUUACCAAGCGUCCCAGCUGCCCGCUCUGAAGCCACGGCUCCCAUCGAUACUGCCAGUUCCGCUUGCUUCCGUCUCUGUUCACAAGUCUCCCACCAACUUGGCGAAUGCGGCAUGUUAUUCGAAGUCCUAAUAUGGGUCGCCACUCGCCAGUCGAAUUUGGCGAAAAGAACCCUCCCAUGUCACCGCGGAUCCCAACAAGGUUACCCCCCACCUUAA
Molecule: messenger RNA, 582 nt
Organism: Pyricularia oryzae 70-15
Lineage: Eukaryota; Fungi; Ascomycota; Sordariomycetes; Magnaporthales; Pyriculariaceae
Exons: 6
Coding region: 1-582 (193 amino acids)
Source: RefSeq, a predicted model, not a curated record